Molecule: messenger RNA, 876 nt
Organism: Quercus robur (English oak)
Lineage: Eukaryota; Viridiplantae; Streptophyta; Magnoliopsida; Fagales; Fagaceae
Exons: 3
Coding region: 1-876 (291 amino acids)
Molecular function (GO): zinc ion binding; nucleic acid binding
Source: RefSeq, a predicted model, not a curated record
AUGGCCUCUAUGACCAAUGUGUUGCAAAAACAACACCACAGCCUAGUUACAGCACAAGAUAUGAUGCUGCACCUCAAAGAGAUGUUUGGAGAACAAAGCAGAAGUGCACGGCAAACUGCUAUCAAAAAUCUCAUGUCCACCAAAAUGGUGGAAGGAACUCCAUUUCGGGAACAUGUCCUGAAGAUGAUUUCUUUCAUCAAUGAAUUGGAUAUAUGCUUGGUGCAGAAAUUGAUAUUUAUCAUGAACUAUAACAUGAAUAAGAUGGUAGUGACAUUGUUAGAGCUACUCAAUAUGUUGAAAGCAGCUAAGGAUCUCAUCAAGAAAGAAAAGCCUACUGUAAUGUUGGCUGAAAAGAUUGAUACUUCUCUUAAGUUGAAACCUAAGGGUAAGAACUUUAAGAGAAAAGGGUCUCAGUCAUUCAAUAAGGCUCAAGGUGACAAAGUGAAUAAGGACACUGAGAAAAAGAAAGCAAAAGGAAAUUGUUUCCAUUGCAGUAAGCUUGGUCAUUGGAAGAGAAAAUGUCGCCAUUAUUUGGCUUCUCUGAAGAAUGACAAACCUGCAGAAGUGAGCAUUGUGAGUAGAUAUCAAUCCAAUCCAGGUUCUAAGCAUUGGACAGAAGUGAAACAUAUCUUCAAAUAUUUAAAUAGAACCAAACAUUAUUUCUUGGUGUUUGGUGGUGAGGAUUUGACUGUCCAAGGGUAUACAGAUUCUGAUUUUCAAUCUGAUAUUGAUGAUAGAAAAUCAAUUUCUGGAUUUGUAUUCACUCUUGGAAAUGGAGCAAUAAGUUGGAGAAGUUGCAAGCAAGAUACUACUGCAGACUCUACUACAGAAGCACGGUAUAUAGCUGCAAGUGAAGCUGCAAAGGAAGCUGUGUGA